Molecule: messenger RNA, 2179 nt
Organism: Aaosphaeria arxii CBS 175.79
Lineage: Eukaryota; Fungi; Ascomycota; Dothideomycetes; Pleosporales
Product: phytoene dehydrogenase
Exons: 3
Coding region: 251-2011 (586 amino acids)
Biological process (GO): carotenoid biosynthetic process
Molecular function (GO): oxidoreductase activity
Source: RefSeq, a predicted model, not a curated record
GACCUUGGUGGAUUAAAAAAACUUACAUUGCCCUUAUCUUUCGUUCUACAUCACUGUCCUAAGCGCGGUGUGCAUCUGGUAUUUUGUGUUGAGUCCUUACAUCGGUAUUUCAGUGCAAUCACCCCGAUCCUUGGUGGGAAUGGACAAGACGUCAUGACUUUAUCUGUCAACAACUUGGCGCCUACGCGUCUGCGAAAUAAACAAUACUUUGUCAACCGCAUCCCGUGAUAUUCAGUUUCACCUUUUCGAGAUGGGUAGGAUACGUAAACCAAGCGUUAUUAUAGUCGGCGCUGGUGUUGGUGGUGUCGCUACCGCAGCUCGAUUACGAAAGUCAGGAUGCGAAGUUACCGUGAUCGAGAAGAAUGACUUCACGGGAGGACGGUGCUCGCUAAUACACGAAGAUGGAUACCGAUUCGAUCAAGGGCCGAGUCUCUUGUUACUGCCUCAUCUUUUCCAUGAAACCUUCCGUGAGCUUGGAACUACAAUGGAGGAUGAAGGCAUCAAGCUCGUCAAAUGUGAGCCCAAUUACAACAUCCACUUUCACGACAACACAUCUUUCGCCUUAUCGACCGAUCUUGCCAUCAUGAAGUCCGAAAUCGAACGUUUUGAGGGCAAAGAUGGCUUCGAGCGCUACCUCUCGUUUCUGCAGGAAGCUCAUCGCCAUUACGAGCAUUCCGUAACGCAUGUUUUGAAGAAAAAUUUCUAUUCCCUAUUGAGCAUGACAAGACCAAGCUUUUUGCGGCAUGUCCUGCAGUUGCAUCCAUUUGAAAGUAUCUAUGGCCGGGCGAGCAAGUACUUUUGGACGGAAAGGCUGAGGCGCGUCUUUACUUUUGCUAGUAUGUACAUGGGGAUGAGUCCCUUUGAUGCUCCAGGAACCUAUUCCUUGCUCCAAUAUACAGAAUUGGCUGAGGGUAUUUGGUAUCCAAUUGGCGGUUUCCACAAGGUCGUCGAGGGCUUGGUGAACGUCGGCAAGCGCUUGGGCGUGAAGUAUCGCCUUAAAACUGGAAUCUCUCAGAUUCUACUAUCCGAAGACGGAACGCGAGCUAAAGGCGUCAUUCUCGAGGGCACUAAUGAAGUUCUUGAAGCAGACGUCGUUAUCUGCAAUGCUGAUCUUGUAUAUUCAUACACAAAUCUCUUGCCCUCGACAUCCUACUCGAAACGAUUAUCCAAACGAGAGGCCUCUUGCUCUAGUAUAUCUUUUUAUUGGGGCCUUGACAGAAGAUUCACGGAGCUUUCCGCGCACAAUAUCUUCCUCGCCGAGAACUACAGAGAGAGUUUCGAUAGCAUCUUCAAGAAACACUUGAUCCCCAACGAACCGAGUUUCUAUGUCAACGUACCCUCGCGCGUAGAUCCAACUGCUGCACCUGAAGGUUGCGACACCUUGGUUGUCCUUGUGCCCGUCGGCCAUCUACUCGAUUCUAUGACCGAAUUGCAUAAAGGUAAAUCAAACACCUCUGGUACAACCCAAAAUUGGGAUUCCAUGGUUGCAACAGCACGAAAGACUAUACUAGCGACUAUCGAAUCGCGUCUCAACAUCUCACUCGCCCCUCACAUUGUUCAUCAAUCCAUAAAUACACCUCCUACCUGGAGAGACAGAUUCAAUCUCGAUCGAGGAGCAAUUCUCGGUCUCUCUCACUCAUUCUUCAACGUCCUUUCCUUUCGACCCAAAACGAAACAUCCAAACAUCAAAUCUCUGUAUUUCGUAGGCGCCAGCACGCACCCUGGGACUGGUGUACCCAUUGUACUAGCUGGCGCGAAGUUGGUAGCCGAACAAGUCUUGUCCGAUCGCUCGUUGAGAACAGACUGGGCUAAGGAAGAGCAAAGAAGAAGAAAAGAACCAAAGUCGGGGGAGAUCGCCGCUCUUGAUCGCGUACAAUUCAUUCCUUUGUUGAGUUGGAUCCAUAUGGGGUUUGUGCUGCUGAUAGGUUUACUACUGAGCAUUUUUGGUCCCAUUGCGGCCCGGGUGGACUGGAAGCAGGGAACAGGGAGAUUCAUGGGAGAUUGGCGAUAGGUUGCAUCGGAAGGCUUCAAUUAAUCUUAGAAAUCUGGACAUCUAUUCAGUAUAAUUUCCACUAGAGCGGAGCAACGUGGUCAACGUAUUUCUCCCUUGGUGUAAGAGGACGAAAUCUCACGGGUAAUUGCGCAGCGCUGAUGCGCAUUAAAGAAAACUCAAGCCAAU